Molecule: messenger RNA, 1289 nt
Organism: Rhinichthys klamathensis goyatoka
Lineage: Eukaryota; Metazoa; Chordata; Actinopteri; Cypriniformes; Leuciscidae
Product: NAD-dependent protein deacylase sirtuin-5, mitochondrial
Exons: 9
Coding region: 109-1005 (298 amino acids)
Molecular function (GO): NAD+ binding; protein-malonyllysine demalonylase activity; protein-succinyllysine desuccinylase activity
Source: RefSeq, a predicted model, not a curated record
CGCGCUUUGCGACACGUGAACACACUUUACGACAUGUUUACGGUAGUAGGACGCCAGAAAAGCGCAUUUUCACGUGUGGCGUCGAUAAAGACCAGCACUCAGUAAGUGAUGGUGAAUCAGCUGAUGUUGAGGGCAGCCGCUCACUGCGGGAGAUGGACAGCUGUCAAUCAACUCACCCGGACACACUCAGAUAUGGCAGAGUUUCGAGAGGUUUUCUCUAAGGCGCGUCAGAUCGCCAUCAUCACUGGAGCAGGAGUGAGUGCAGAGAGUGGAGUGCCAACUAUCAGAGGAGCUGAAGGACACUGGAGGACCUGGAAAACACAGGAUCUGGCCACGCCGCAGUCGUUCUGCCGUCACCCCAGCAGGGUGUGGGAGUUCUACCACUACAGACGUGAGCUGUGUGUGAAGGCCCAGCCCAGCGCCGCUCACAGGGCCAUCGCCGAGUGUGAGGCGCGGCUCAGCCGACAGGGCCGGUCACUGGUGCUGAUCACACAGAACAUCGACCAGCUGCACCAGCGCGCCGGAUCCAAGCACGUGCUGGAGGUCCACGGUAACCAGUAUCAGACCAGAUGUGUGAGCUGUGGAGAUGUGGAGGUCAAUCACAAGAGCCCCAUCUGUCCGUCACUGGAGGGCAAAGGGUCACCUGACCCUGAUGUCCCCGAUGCACUCAUACCUGUCAAAGACCUGCCCAGGUGUGAGCAGAAGGGCUGUGACGGGCUGCUGCGGCCUCACGUCAUCUGGUUCGGGGAGACCCUGGACUCCCACAUCCUCACUGCAGUGGAGCAGGAGCUGGAGACCUGUGACCUGUGUCUGGUGGUGGGCACGUCCUCUGUGGUGUAUCCGGCAGCCGUGUUCGGCCCACAGGUGGCGUCCCGAGGUGUUCCCGUGGCCGAGUUCAACACUAAGAGGACCCCGAACACAGCACGCUUCAGGUUUCACUUCCCGGGCCGUUGCUCAGAGACUCUUCCUGCCGCUCUGGCGCGCCACGAGUCUGAGCUCAUCUGACACACACCUCACGCUCGCCGGAUCAGCUGGAGAUGACCGAGGGGAAAUAACACACACAAUGAUCUCAGAUUCAUUCCUCUGCUUCUGAAAUAUGAACUCUUGCACAUAAACUAGGCCAAAGGAAGCUCACAUGAGCGUAUGUUUGUGCUGUUGAAAGUUCCCCAUGUGCCUUCGCUUAAAUCACGGAUGUGUCUUCAUGUUUAGCAGGAUUGUGGGAGACGGCGCUCGCCUCUUCCAGUGUUUGCCUGUAUAAUACUCCAGUCGUCUCAUCAGUUUCACCAGGG